Molecule: messenger RNA, 1583 nt
Organism: Blepharisma stoltei
Lineage: Eukaryota; Ciliophora; Heterotrichea; Heterotrichida; Blepharismidae
Source: the annotation of a GenBank genome assembly
AUGGAGUUCUCAGAAGCUUACGAACUUAACAGAAUGCUCAAAUUAUCAAAAAACCCUCUACGCAUCGACACAGCCCGCAAAGACUCUAGUGACAAAAACGGAGAAUUCAACUCAAGCAUCGAAAAUGAUUUAUUUUAUUCACCACCAAAUACACCACCAACUGAUCCAAAUCCGACAAAUACAAAACAAGCGAAAGAUAACGACCGAAAAACCCACCCGCAAUCGCCUACAAUUACUAAUGCCGACUCACCAAUUGAAAUUGAGCCAGAUUAUUCAUAUAAAACUGAAUCAUUAGCUGGCUCGAGGAAGCAGUCAAGUUUGACAAAAUCUCUUAUGCGGACUGACCUAGGAAGAGAAGACGUGCUAAGUCCGGAUACGACUCAAAUGAAUAUUUUCUUGUUUUCAACAAAGACUAAUCUCUGAGUAACUUUGCCUAAAAAUGCCACUGGUGAACAAUUAAUUGCAAAAAUUAUUUCACUCUACAGCCGAUGUGGAAAACAAAUCGAGUUUCCAUUACCCAAUGGAAAUGUACCUGAAGCGUAUGAAUUGUAUAUGGUGGAUGAUGACACAAAUUUGCCAGAAUUUGAUUUACUGAUUGAUAGAAAGAAAAAAAUAAGGGAUUUAGGGGUAGAGACACUAGCGUUUUGUGCAAUAGAAAACUAUUUAGUAGUGGAUAAAAAAGUUGAGGUAAAAGAGCCUGAAGCGGUUGAAGAAGGCGAUGGGAUAUACCCUAUAGCCUCAGUAAAACAAAAAUAAAUAGCAUUUAAAGUAAAAGCUCAUUUAUAUAUAAAAUAAUAAAUUUGAAAAUUGACUUUGAUGGACAAGUUAUAAAGAUUCUGACUAACCCAGAAAGUACAUUAAAAGAUGCAUUAAAGGUGGUACAAGAAAAAACUCCAGGAUCAGGCUAUCUGAACCCUGAUGAUUAUCAGUUUAAAAUUUGGGUGAACUUAGAAGAAGCCCUUCAGCAAGAAGAUUGCAUUGUGGAUAUAAAUUUACAAAUCAAGACAAUAGGGACGACAGAGCUAAAAUUAAGGAAAAAGAGUUUUGCGGACUCUCCAACACAUGAGCAUAGACAAACAGCAAGAAGAAUGACACCUAGCUUGAAAGAAGAAUCGAAAUUUGACCCUGAAAUGAAUUUUAUGUCAAAAGCUCAAGCUUGCGCUUACCACGAGUACGCAGUCAUAAAAACCAAUAAGAGAGGAAAGCGACAAAUUCGAGUCCUCGGAAUUGACCAGCUUAGACUAUACAACAUGACACAAUCUGAAGCAAAGAAAAACUUGAAACAAAAAGCUGCUACUAACGCUGAAAAAUCGGUUAUGAGAAAUAAGCUUGUCGGGCUGUUUAGGCAAGUUACACAUCACCCAGAAAUUCCCAUUGCAAACAUACAUAAAGUGGCGCAAGAUGAGAAAAACCUGAGCUGCUUUUAUAUCGAGUACACAGAAGGUAAUGAUAGGAAAACCAAACUAUAUGAAACUGAGAGCUCCAGUAUUGCUUCAGAAGUAAUCGCGAAAAUCUCGAAGCUUAUGACUUUGGUAAGAAUUAUUUAGAACAUUUCUGAUACUUCAAAAGAAGAAAGUAAAUAA